AUGGGAAUAAAACAACUCCUUCCUUUUGUUUCGUCCAUCAUCCAUAAAUCAUCAAUUGAUAAAUUUAAAAAUAAAAAAGCUGCUAUUGAUGGUUAUGCUUUACUUCAUAGAAUUGCAACAAGAAAUCCUAGACAAAUUGUAUUGAAUAAUGACUAUUCUUUCAUUGUAAAUGGAAUGUUAGAAUAUCUUAAAUUCUUUAAUACACACAAAAUUAUACCAAUCUUUGUUUUUGAUGGUGCAACUUUACCUUCAAAAAAAGGUGUUGAAGAAGAACGUCUUAAUCGAAGAAAGUCUGCUUAUUCAAAUGCCUUGAAAUAUGAAAAAGAAGGAAAACAAAUUGAGGCAUUAGUCUGUUGGAAACAAGCAAUAGAUAUCACCCCAUUCCAUGCAUCAAAAGUGAUUAAUGCAUUUCAUAAACGAGGUGUUCAAUGUAUUGUUGCACCUUAUGAGGCUGACGCACAGAUGGCAUAUUUAUCCAGAACAGGUUAUGUAGAUGUUGUCAUAUGUGAAGACAGUGAUAUGAUUCCAUAUGGUUGUUCGGUUGUAUUAUUUAAAUUAAAUGUUGUAUCAAAUACAUGUGAUGUGUAUCAAGCACAAGACUUACCUAAAACACCAUUUGGAAUUAAUAUUACAUUAUUCCAACUUCAAAUUACUUGUAUAUUAUCAGGAUGUGAUUACUUUCAAGGAGUUAAUGGAAUUGGAUUAAAAAAGGCAUUAAAAAUAGUUGGAAGUUGCAAAACAAUCAAACAAGUCAUUUUAAGCUUGAAAAAAAAUUAUAAUAAACAAUUACCAAAUAACCUUGAAGAACAGUUAAAUGAUGCUCUUUUUACAUUUAAUCAUCAAUACAUUUAUGACAUUGAAGAAAAAACAAUAAUUCCAUUAACAGAUUUUGAAGGCAAUGAAACUACUGAAUUAAUUGAAAGAACUCUUGGUAAAAAAUUAGACCAAGGAAGUGUAAUUCAAAUUGCAGAAGGAAAGAUUGACCCCAAUACACUUGAACCAUUCAAAAAUAAUGAAAUAGAUAUUUUUGACCUUGAACCAAUCCCUGAAAUAAAACAAUUCCAGACACCACAAAAAUCACCUAAGUGGUGUGUUGAUGAUAUUUUGAAAAAAGUUCAUCCUCAAAAUGAAGAAAAUGAGGAUAGUAAUGAAUUAGUGAGUGGGGAGGAAGAGUCAAAAUUAGAUAGUCAACCAAUCAGCGAAAUUAAAAUUGAAGAACCUCAAUCUACUGUGCAGCGGAAGGAUGAUUUUCAUGAGGAAACUGAAAUAAAAUCUAAUAUCAUUGACAAUGACCCAUUUGAACCUGAAAACUCUUUUAUUUUUAUACAAGAAGAUUUAACAAGUUUGAAACGGGUAAGGUACGAAGAAAAUAAUGACAACAAACUAACAGAAUUAAGUACUUUCAGUAAUAAAACUCCUUCAGACAUUGAACAGCCUUUAUCUAAAAGAAAAUUUGAGUGA
Entamoeba nuttalli P19 is the source of this 1461-nucleotide messenger RNA. Its product is annotated as exonuclease, putative. Gene Ontology annotation, molecular function: 5'-3' DNA exonuclease activity; metal ion binding; DNA binding. The coding region runs from base 1 to 1461 and encodes 486 amino acids. NCBI's taxonomy places the organism in Eukaryota, Evosea, Mastigamoebida, Endamoebidae. The record is from RefSeq and is a predicted model, not a curated record. The transcript has a single exon.